Messenger RNA from Erinaceus europaeus (western European hedgehog), 6989 nucleotides. RefSeq names its product Rap guanine nucleotide exchange factor 5 (gene RAPGEF5). Gene Ontology annotation, cellular component: plasma membrane. The transcript has 26 exons. Gene Ontology annotation, molecular function: guanyl-nucleotide exchange factor activity. Bases 140 to 2794 code for a protein of 884 amino acids. Lineage: Eukaryota; Metazoa; Chordata; Mammalia; Eulipotyphla; Erinaceidae. Gene Ontology annotation, biological process: Ras protein signal transduction; positive regulation of GTPase activity. The record is from RefSeq and is a predicted model, not a curated record.
CAAUGGGCAGCGGCUGGCAGCGCGCCCCGCGCGGGAGCCGCAGUCGCGCCCUCUCGCUGCCUGGCGAAGGGGCGGCUGGCGCGGAGGCGAGCGCGCUGGAGAGGAGCCGCUGGCGCCGUGCGACUGCGACUGUCAGGGCAUGAGGAUGGCCGUGGGUUCCGUCAAGAUGCAGUCGCCGUGCGAGAGCCCGGGCCUGGCCGCUGCGGUGGCCGUGGCGGCCGCGGACUGCGCCCUGCGCCGCAGCCCCAGUGCCCGGGAGCCUGAGCGCGAGCAGCCACCCGCGCCGCCUCGGCCGAGGCUGCGGGACCUGCCUGCGCUGCUGCGGAGCGGACUCACGCUGCGGAGGAAGCGGAGCGUCCCCGGGGCCCGGACUCUAUCACGAAGAAUUUCCAACCCAUACCUUGACCAUACUUCUUCCCAGAUUUACGGAGAGAAUUCAUCUUGUGCUGGGAGAGCACUGAGGAAUAUUAUUAUUGUUCAGGCAGCAGACCUGAUAAAGGACAGAAUGAACCUCAAGGGAUUUUACAGGAGAAGCUGUGUUGGGUCAGAACUGGUAGACUGGCUUCUAGAACACUGUCCUUUUGUCCAGUGCAGAUCUAUGGCUAUUGGGGUCUGGCAACUCCUACUGGAUAUGGGAAUUAUGUCAUCAGUGGAUCAGCAUUUGCACUUUCAAGAUACCUAUGUUUUCUAUCAGUUUUCAUCAGAUGAAUGUAGCUACUUGUACUGUGAAUUUGAAAGAGAAGAAGAAUGGCAGAAUGGGGUUAAACUUUUACUGCAACUUGUACCUCUGAUUCCCACCCGAACUGGCAUUUGUGAAUUGUCUCAGCAGAAAAUAGAGGACCCAGAAGAAAGCAGUGAUGAAAUUUUGGCUCGUCUAACAUCUGCGGUGCAGAGAGAGCUAGCAGCUGUUAUUGCUCUGAAGGCAAGGAAGUCUGCACUUGAACAAGAUGAAGAAAACAGUGACAAACAUGUACCUGUAACAGAAGCUGGUGGUGUUCCAGACUCUAAGGCAGGGGUGAUGUGCAAACUUCAGGAGAGAGAUGAUACUGGAAAAAUUGAACUGGUCCAGAAGUUGGCAAGAGAAAACUGUCAGAUUUUACAGAUGGACAAAAAAGAACAAGAGAAGUCUGAACAGCAAGAUGAUGAAGUGACAACUGUUGGGGUUAAAGAGCAGAACCAAAAUGUCUUGGUGCUGAAGAAAGUGCAGUGCUGUGGCCCAGCCCCCCCAGCCGGGACCUCAGAGAGAGAUUGGAGAUAUGUGGUGGUGUCCGGGACCCCGGAGAAGAUUUUGGAGCACCUCUUGAAUGACUUACACCUGGAAGAAGUCCAGGACAAAGAAACAGAGACCCUCCUUGAUGACUUCCUUCUCACGUACACAGUCUUCAUGACAACUGACGACUUGUGCCAGGCACUGCUAAGGCAUUAUUCCGCUAAGAAGUAUCAAGGCAAAGAAGAAAACUCAGAUGUUCCUUGUCGGAAACGUAAGGUCUUGCAUCUUGUUUCCCAGUGGAUUGCUCUGUACAAAGACUGGUUACAUGAAGAUGAACACUCAAAAAUGUUUUUAAAGACUAUAUACAGGAAUGUACUGGAUGAUGUAUAUGAGUAUCCAAUACUCGAGAAAGAAUUGAAAGAAUUUCAGAAGAUACUUGGAAUGCAUCGUCGUCACACUGUAGAUGAAUAUUCACCACAAAGAAAGAAUAAAGCCCUUUUCCACCAAUUCAGUCUUAAGGAGAACUGGCUCCAGCUUCGAGGAACUGUGACUGAAACAGAGGAAAUUUUUUGUCACGUCUAUUUAAUGGAGCACUCCUAUGUUAGCGUGAAGGCAAAAGUUUCCAGCACAGCCCAUGAGAUCCUGAAAGUUGUGGCAGAAAAGAUCCAACAUGCUGAAGAGGAGUUGGCUCUGGUGGCUGUCACAUUCUCUGGGGAAAAGCAUGUACUUCAGCCGAAUGACUUGGUGAUCUCCAAAUCUCUUGAAGCAUCUGGUCGAAUCUUUGUCUACCGGAAAGACUUGGCUGACACUUUGAACCCAUUUAUAGAAAAUGAGGAUGCACAGCAAAGGUCAAUGAGGAUUUUGGGAAUGAACACUUGGGAUCUUGCUUUGGAAUUAAUGAAUUUUGAUUGGAAUCUCUUCAAUUCAAUUCAUGAGCAAGAACUGAUCUACUUCACCUUCAGCAGACAGGGAAAUGGGGAGCACACCGUGAACCUCAGCCUUUUGCUCCAGAGAUGCAAUGAAGUACAGCUCUGGGUGGCCACAGAGAUUUUACUCUGCAGCCAGCUGGGCAAGCGAGUGCAGCUGGUGAAGAAAUUCAUCAAAAUUGCUGCUCACUGCAAAGCCCAGAGAAACCUGAAUUCUUUCUUUGCUAUUGUGAUGGGUCUCAACACUGCUUCUGUCAGCCGACUAUCACAGACCUGGGAGAAAAUUCCUGGAAAAUUUAAGAAACUUUUCUCUGAACUUGAAAGUUUAACCGAUCCUUCCCUGAAUCACAAAGCCUACAGAGAUGCAUUCAAAAAGAUGAAGCCACCAAAAAUCCCUUUCAUGCCUUUAUUGCUUAAAGAUGUAACCUUUAUUCAUGAAGGAAAUAAAACAUUUUUGGAUAAUCUUGUCAAUUUUGAAAAACUGCACAUGAUUGCAGACACUGUCCGGACCCUGAGACACUGCAGGACUAGCCAAUUUGGAGGUGAUGUUUCUCCAAAAGAGCACCAAGAGUUAAAAUCCUACGUCAAUAACCUGUAUGUGAUUGACAGCCAACAGGCUCUGUUUGAACUCUCACACAGGAUCGAGCCUCGGGCAUGAGUCCCCACCACUCCACCUUCUCACCACCUCACCUCCCCAUAACUGCAGCACUUUGAAUUAUGGGAAUGUCAAUGCCAAGCACAGUGCUUUCCUGUGAGAAAAGAAGUUGCUGAGUUUUAUCAGUGGAUUGCAAGACACCCACAGGAAAGCCAUCCAAAUUGUGCUCAGGAAGUAAUGUCAACAGCUACCAGAAACAGAGCGAGGCCUCUCUACUCCACUUUCUGAGAAAGAAGGCAGAAGACUCCAAAGCAUUCUUCAAGUAGAGAAGUCUGGUUUCUUAUGAUCACAUUAUGGAUCCCAUCUGAUUUCAGUUUCGUAUGUGCCAGCCUCAAGACAGAGUGUACUUGUAAGAGUGUGCACACAAAACAGGAAGGGAUUUUACUUCGUCUGAUAGUAGAUUGCCAUUGAUCCACUGUCAGACAAGUAGUUUGUUUGAACACCUAACAAGAGUGAUGGCAUCUCUAGACUAUCAUGGACCGGAGGGGUCUCUGUCAACAAACUGUGAUACCACCAAAAGCCACUUGUGUCUAGGAAGCUAGCAAAGAUCAGCAGUUGGCAUUCCUGCUCUGACUUCUAGAAGAAAAAUGUCAAGGCAUGCAUUCCUUUGCAUCCACAAUCACUUGUCCAUGUAUGCUUGCAGGUGAAAAUUAUUUCUGCACAACUGAUCUGCAGCUAUAUAAGCAAGCUAGCCUAAGUUGUUUUGCCAAUACGGAAAAUAGUAAUCUUUAAGAAAAUGAUUGAUCGUUUAUUUUCUGUAGAUUUUCUUUACAUGUGCAAGUGGGCUUUCAUCUAUUACUAGGAACAACAUUAGUUUUGAAAAAAAAUCAUACUACUGACACAUAUAGGCCCUUAGUAACUGUUCACUGAGGUCACAGGGUAACAAAGGUCUGUAUUCUUGUGCCUGGUGAUGCCCUGGCCCAUUGCCCAUAAUAUGGAAUAAGUGCCAGCCCAGGGAGGUUAAGUGGGAUCUGUUGUCUGAAGCACUGAGCACUUCCUAGAGGAGAGCAAGAUGAGUGCCUGCUCUCAGAAAUAAAAAGAACCUCCAAACAGUCACAUGAUUUACACCAGACUUUUAGAAGGUCUAUAGUCUUAUCCCCAUAGACACUAAGCCUCCCCAUAAAAUCUGUGUUACUAGUUUUGUUUUUAAAGUCGUGUAAGUCUUUUUUUUUUUUUCUCCUAAUGCCUGCUUUGAUAGGUUAGGACUCCUAGAGUUAAGACCCUUUGCUGUUCUCAAGGAUUUACCAGAGGAUUUUCCCCAGCCUUCAAAUGAACAAUAAAGUCUGUGGGCUACACUAACAAAACCCACCCCUGCCAGCUAGAUAGCUGUCACAUUGCUAAAGUGAAAGCUAGCACCUUAUUUUAUGCAUUAGGUAUCUCGGUUUUUUUUUCACAUGUGAAUCCUGGUGCCCUUUCUCAUCACACCUACCUGUUCAUCUCUUAGCUAACUACCCAGACUGCUUCCUUUCAGUGUCAUUAACACCUCAUUAGUGAGUUUAUGUGAUGCUUUCCAAUACCUUAAUUGCUGUGUUUCCUGGACUGGGGCCCAAACUGAACUUGAGGAACCACGUAGAGAAAAUGUGGGAGAGAACUUUCAAAGAUAAGCAUUCUGUUCCAGCAUGUAUAACUUCAGUCUUGGAAAUGAACAGAAUUUUCUACAACCAUCCAGGAUUAGUCCACUCAGAAAUGUUCCAGGCUUCUGGAAAUGGUGUGAGAGCCAAUCGAGGGCGUCAGAAGCAGGGAAAAUAGUCUUCUCUGGAGCUGAUCAAACACUGGAAAAGCCCUCCCUUUGGCAAUUCCUAGGGAGCAUGUGGGAUUUUAUAGCACAAGUCUGUAUUCUUGUCUUUCUUCUAUGCUAAGGAGCAGAAUUAGACCAAUCUAAGCAUGCAAGGCCAUUUGAUAUUGAUUCACUGACUAGUUAAAUUUUUUUAUCACAGUUAGGUCUAUUUUGUUCCAACUGAAACAUUUUGUUUGCUUCACUGGGUUGCUAUUUCAGCAUAGCACCUGCUGCUUAAACCCCAGCUAAAUAUGUAGAUAGCCAAAUGAAUCCACCAGUGCAUUGUGUUUUGACACAUUCUGGGGGAAAAUAGUGUGUGUCCACUAUUUCCUCCAGCUGGGGUUAUGUGGCUCUCCAGACAGCCAAGGGGACAGAGCAUUGUACUGAAUUCAUAUUUGCUUUUUCCAUCCAUGUUUUCUAAAUGUAAAAAUCCCUAAGCCUUUCUGAAAUUUCACAGCACUCUCCAGUGAUUUCCCAGGCAGCAACUCGCAGAAAUUUCAGAAGCUUAGAGAAGAUUUCAACAUGGAGUUAAAGGUUUCAGGGCAGAAUUGUCAGCCACAUUUAGCUCAGUACAGAGAUCUGUCUAAGGAAUCUGAGCUGUCCAACAAGGAACAGACGUCGGGGACUUUGGCGGCUCCCAUUAAUAGAUGGGCCAUAUUCCUUCUCCUUAUAUUUACCUCAGCCUCUUUCCAGUAGGAUUUGCUCUGUAAGGGUGAACUGCAAAAUGUUUAAGCUCCUUUCCGGCUCACUUCAGUUUUUAUGGGCGAAUAAAAUUAUUCUCACUGAAAGUCUUCAAUAAGGCUACUUUGACCAGCGAGCCAUACCCCAGUACUUGUGAGUGUAUUCUUUUCAUAGUAGCACAAUUCCCAGUCAGUCCUGGGCAUCUUUGGACUCAUCAUCAUUUCAGCAAACCACACCCUGCUUCAAAGUUUGUGUUGUAUAAGACCUCAUAGGCAAACUCACAUUCAUUCUGAAUUUUUUAAAAUUCCCCUUACAUAUUGACAAGUGUUCCUGAAGUGAGUGUUUUAAGUUCUCUCUUUGUGAACAAUCAGCAUAACUGUCAAGUAGUUGUAGUGCUAUAUAUUAGGGUCCAUUUUCACUUUAUUCUCAUAUCACAAAUUAGGUUUAAUUUAAAUUUAUCUGGGAGUCAGGCAGUAGUGCAGCAGGUUAAGUGCACGUGGUACAAAGCCCAAGGACUGAAGUAAGGAUCCCGGCUUUAGCCCUUGGCUCCCUACUUGCAGAGGAGUCACUUCACAAGCGGUGAAGCAGGUCUGCAGGUGUCUAUCUUUCUCUCCCCCUCUCUGUCUUCCCCUCCUCCCUCCAUUUCUCUCUGUUCUAUCCAAUGAUGAUAUCAACAACUACAACAAUAAAAAGGACAACAAAGGGGAAUAAAUAAAUAUUAAAAAAUUAAGUAAAUUUAUCUUCCCACAUCUCCUCUGUAAGCAAGUCUGUUGGCUCCAAGAUUGUUUUCAGAUGCACGAAGGUAAAGUUAGAACUUGCCUCUCCCAGUCCAUAGGAAGAAGUGUUACCCUAGUGCAGAUUUGCCUCGAGCAGGGAGAAAGCAUGAAGGGGAGGGGAUGCUAGUGACUUCUGGUCCCUGGAGCUGACCUCUCACUGCUGUCCCAGCCCUAGCCAUUUUGUUAGAGCUAUCACAUCCACCAGACACCUCAAACCUCACAUCGCUAAACGGCACAGCUAUUCUGUUCUCAAAAACUAGGUAACAACAUUAAAGUAGAGACAAACCAAGCUCCACUGCAGUGGACUAACAAAAUUUCUAUUAGAUGCUUCUAAGACAUGUCCUUAAAAUUUCAGCCUGCUUAUUAAUGGGUGGGCCAUGUGUGCUAAAGACCGGUGGGGGAGGGGAUAAAAGUUGCCAAAAAGUUAGAUGGAAAAGUACUACUGUAUAAAGCAAAGCUGUAUAUACUUAACGUUUUUUAGCAGAGUAAUAUUUAUUUGCAUAGCCUAUUUAUUGUAUUCGUAUUACACCUAUUCAAUACUGGGAUGAAAUUGACCUGAAGCAAGGACUUCUUGCCUUUUAACAUAUCUCUAGGCCCUCUGUGAGAUUGUCUGCUUGCGUUCUCAAUUAGGAGAUAGGAAACCCACAAUCAGGGUGUCUACCUAAUUUCUCAGGGACUACACUUUGUAGUUUUCCACCAUUAUAAGAGCUGGUAAAUAUGAAACAUUUGUGGAAUUGCCAGAGUUGCCAUUAACAGUGUUUUGCUCCAUAUUUCAUGCUUUCUGCCUCUGUAUAUAUUGACAGUGCUGUGUAUUUAUCGAAGCUAGUAAGCAAUAAUUUAUAUGUAAAAAUGGCCAAGCAAUAUAAGGUGAAAACUUACAUAAGUCACUGUUACCUUAUCUUGUAUUUUCAAGUGUUUUUUUUUAAAUGGCUUUUCCAAAUAUAAGAUUAUGUUAAAGACACUA